Molecule: messenger RNA, 1692 nt
Organism: Rotaria sp. Silwood2
Lineage: Eukaryota; Metazoa; Rotifera; Eurotatoria; Philodinida; Philodinidae
Source: the annotation of a GenBank genome assembly
AUGGCUGGAUAUGAUAGUAAACCAAAGUUGCUGACGGUACUGAUCAACAAAGAUACACUGGUUUCACCACGAAGAAGAAUACCCUAUGGUGCUUCAUUGUCUUUUGUAUUAGAACCAUAUUUAACACAACAAAUGAUUACAUAUGGUGCUGCUAAUAGUGUCACCGAAGGUCUAACGUUAUUUCAUCUAUGUUUAACGACAUAUUAUAUUUUUUUAUUUAAACUCACGCAAGAAACAGAUCUAUGUAUUGGAAGUAUUGCAGCAGCUAAAAGAGACGAAAAUUCAGAACUACAACAGGUUAUCGGAUUGUUGGAUAGUGCUUUAUUUUAUCGUUUUAAAAUUGACCCCACACAAAAGUUUGCUCAGCAAUUACUAAAUGUUAAAGAUUUGUGUUCAAAUAUUCAUCAAAAUUCAACUCUACCAUAUGAACAAAUUAUUGACAGCUGUUAUAUUAGUAAUCAACAACAAAUGCAACUACUUCGGAAUAUGUUUAUUUUUAAAGUUAUUGACAAUAAUUCAACAUUGUUUACUCGAGUACCCAAAGAUGAUGCUGACACCUACUUAGCAAAAUACGACUUAACACUCAACGUUCACUAUGACAAAACUAACGAAGAACAUUCGCUAUCAUAUUCCUUUCAAUAUGCAACAGAUCUAUUUCAACAUAGCACAAUCCAAACAAUGUCCGAUCGUUUUCAUGCUCUUCUGCAACAACUAUUCUCAUCAACAUUUCAUCGCGAGAAGCAACCGAUUUAUGAACUAUCAAUUCUGCUUCCGCACGAAAUACAAAUAUAUAACGAAUUAAAUGAUACUCACGUUGAAUUCACUUGUCCUCUGAAACCGAUACAUGAAGAAUUCUUUGAUCGCGCUAAGGAAUAUUCACAAAAGCUUGCCGUUAUCUUGGAUGAACAGUCUCUCACAUAUGGAGAAACCUUGCACUAUGUAGAACAGCUGUCAUCGUAUCUUAUCCGUGAAUGUGAUGUGAAAGUCGGAGACAUAAUCUGUCAAUGUGUUGAAAGAUCGAUUGAAAUGGUUCUUGGUAUCCUAGCAAUCUUAGCGUGUGGUGCUGUCUACUGUCCACUGAAUCCACAGGAUCCUAUAAACCGUGUUUCUCUGCUAAUGAAUGAAGUACAAGCUAAAUUAUUACUCUUACAUCAGAAAACAAGUGAUUUGUUUUUUAACUGUGACCAACAACAUAUUGCUUUAGUCAAUAUAGACACCACUGUUCUGGAACAACAUACGAAAUACUUUGAAUCGUACACUCAGGAUAUACCAACAGUGAAUCUAACAAUGUCGAAUAUUUCAUAUAUUAUUUUUACGUCAGGCUCAACCGGAAUUCCAAAACCGACUUCCAUUAGCCACGAGAAUUUUGUAACAGCAAUGAAAUCCUUCGUUCAAGCUCGUAUAAUUUCUAGUGCUGACUGUGUUCUACAAGUUACCUCGUCAUCGUUCGAUAUGCAUGCUCUGGAAUUAAUUGGCGCUCAUAGUCUCGGCAGCAGUUUAAUCAUGUUAAAGCCCAAUGGUACAAGAGAUACACAGUAUUUCAUUGAAACUGUACAGAGUCACAAUGCAACAUUUAUAUUGCUCGUGCCCAGUCUCAUAUCAAUAAUACAUGAGCAUCACAUGAAUAACAAAGACCACGGACAAGAAAAUUGUCCAUUUGGGAGUGUUGGAACUCUUGUUACAGGAGGUUAG